GUCGCAAAGCAGUUGUUAAGUGAGAAAUAUACUGCACUUGCUGAGGGAAACCCAAACAGGGAUAUCAUGAGUUUGCUGGUGAAAGCCAAUGUCUCGGAAAAUCCACAUACACGACUUAAUGAUGAAGAGAUGUUUGCUCAGAUGAACUCCAUCAUGUUUGCGGGCCACGAAACGACUGCCAAUACACUCUCCUGGACGCUUCUCGAACUUUCAAGACAUCCUGACAUACAACACCGUCUAAGGGCCCAUAUCAGAGAGAAAGAAAGAGCCAUUUUUGUUCGUGGUGAUACCGAGUUUUCCGUCCAGGACUUGGAUAGUAUGCCUUAUCUGACUGCUGUGGUAAAGGAAAUCCUUCGAUUCCAUCCCAUUGUUUAUAAUAGUCGCAGGGAGGCAGCUCACGACGAUGUACUCCCAUUGAGCAAGCCUGUGACCUUGUCGACGGGAAAGGUGGUGCGAGAGAUAGCGAUACCUAAGGGGACAUCUAUUAUUGCAUCGAUCGCCGGCUACAAUAGGCACAAAAGUGUGUGGGGAGAAGAUGCACAUGUUUUCGAUCCCACUCGAUGGCUCGGGGGAAAUACUAAUAAGGAGGUACCAAUUGGCGUCUACGGGAACUUAUUCACGUUUUCCGGAGGACUUAGGUCUUGUAUUGGCUGGCGAUUUGCUGUCCUCGAACUCCACGCGUUCAUUGUGGAGGUCAUCAAUAACUUUGAGUUUUCGUUGACCAAGGAAUCUGAGCGGAUUCGGAGGGAGGCUUGUGGUAUAAUGGCGCCGACGGUGGAGGGGGAGGUGCAGAAAGGUUCCCAGCUGCCGUUGAGAGUAACUAUUGCCUCUCGCCACUGA
This is a messenger RNA of Guyanagaster necrorhizus, 840 nucleotides long. Its product is annotated as cytochrome P450. The annotation marks the transcript as partial. The transcript is spliced from 7 exons. NCBI's taxonomy places the organism in Eukaryota, Fungi, Basidiomycota, Agaricomycetes, Agaricales, Physalacriaceae. The record is from RefSeq and is a predicted model, not a curated record. Gene Ontology annotation, molecular function: oxidoreductase activity, acting on paired donors, with incorporation or reduction of molecular oxygen; iron ion binding; monooxygenase activity.